CGCGACUCUUUGCUGACCUCCUACAUUCACAUUUACCAUGGCCUCACACUUAGCGAAUAUCUUUGGUACGGAGCAGGACCGUGUAAACUGCUCGUUUUACUACAAAAUUGGUGCAUGUCGCCACGGCGAUCGUUGCUCUCGCAAACACAUCAAGCCGGCCUUUUCUCAAACCAUUCUCCUCCCCAACGUCUACCACAACCCGGCUCACGACCCAGUAUGCACCAAGACCGAGAAGGAGCUGCAGGAGGGCUUUGACGCUGUAUACGAGGAUCUCUACUGCGAGCUGGCAAAAUUUGGGCAUCUGCUGGAACUUCACGUUUGCGACAACGUCGGUGAUCACCUCAUUGGGAAUGUGUAUGCCCGUUACGAGUGGGAGACCGAGGCUCAAGCAGCUGUUGACAAUUUGAAUGAUCGGUGGUAUGCAGGCCGCCCACUGUAUGCUGAGCUUUCCCCCGUCACCGACUUCCGCGAAGCAUGCUGUCGCCAAAACGAGAAUGGCGAAUGUAACCGCGGCGGUUUCUGCAACUUCAUGCACCUACGUCUUGCGUCGCCAGAGCUCGUUCGUUCUCUUCGCCACGGGCAGCGCCUAGAGCGGCGUCUGCACCCUCCAACUACGACCGGUGGUGGUGGUUGGGAGCCUGGUAAGAGGGAAGGAGGCCGUGGCAGGAGCGCCAGUCCAUCGAAGCGUGGAGGCCGACAUGAUGGCGAGGACAGGUGGACGCGCAAGUAGGUGGCAGCUUGCGUUCUUCUCUAGCCGUCUUUUGGUCCAGUCAUUGCUUGGAGCUAUCAGUCUUACUGUAUCACUUCAAUACAUACUUUCUCCCUCGCUACUUGGAAGGCUCCGGGAAUGAGAUACCUGCGAGAUUUAGACCAUUCACAAAUCCCAACGUAUAUAACUCAGUAUGGCAGAUUACGGCAACGUCACGACCAGACCCCAAUGACGAAGAGAUGGAUCGACCUCUAUCCCAUACCGCCCAUAGAUGGAUGGCUUGAAUGACUGCACUAGACGUCAUCAGGCAUAUGCUCGACAGGGAGCCACGUAUCGCUACACAAGCCACCCGCGACAUUCGCCCCUUUUGCCGUCUUGUAAUAAAUCGGGCCAUUGUACGAUGAACCUGUCUACCAACGGCCGAAGCAACUUCCCAGAGAGCGAAAGGUGCCGCACCCGGGCGAACGACUCCACGUAGAUUAGCUUGGGCGACUUCAACCCCAGAAACCUGCUCAGGUAGGCUGCUAUACAGAGCACGAAGCACGUCCCAGGCCCAUUCAAAAGCAGAACAUCCGGAGCGGGGGGGCCAGAAAACAGUGGAGAGGCUGUGAGAUGCCAAAUGCUCGCUGCGAGUGAGAAAACGGCGGAAAAUGGGGCAGUAAGGAAGGACUGGUGCACACGCCGGGCCCGCGGUAUGACUACGAACGAGCAUGGCGCGUCUGAUCCUGAGGUAGAAGGCGUGGAUUGAGAGGCUUCGGUGCUUUUAGCACGUUCCAAGUCCAUGGCUUUGUGCAUACUCAGCGUAUCGCCUUCGCUAAUGAUGUAAGUCCGGGGGAUAUAGCGGUUGAAGUCGAGCGCCGAAAGGAGGCGAAGGGCCUCACUGGUAUGGCCCCCUGAGCCGAGGAAGACUGCGAAGCUACAUACAUCGGAGUCCUCGUGGCGCCCGGAAGGCUUGGCAGACUUCGUCGAGGGGAGGACGGCGUAGAGACGAAGCAAGGUCAACGCGGCAAUCAGCACAGAGAUGAGAGUGAGAAAGCCAAGAGUAUCCAUUUGAGCAAUCUAACUGUUUUGGAUGGACACCGAGCAGUCGAGAAAUACUGGUCGGCAGCAGUUGGCGAGUAUGACACUUCAAUGGGCCGGCCCAGUAUCAUGCAUACCGGACAUGAU
Dichomitus squalens LYAD-421 SS1 is the source of this 1876-nucleotide messenger RNA. Its product is annotated as RNA-binding domain-containing protein. Gene Ontology annotation, cellular component: spliceosomal complex; U2AF complex. Gene Ontology annotation, biological process: mRNA splicing, via spliceosome. Bases 38 to 730 code for a protein of 230 amino acids. NCBI's taxonomy places the organism in Eukaryota, Fungi, Basidiomycota, Agaricomycetes, Polyporales, Polyporaceae. The record is from RefSeq and is a predicted model, not a curated record. Gene Ontology annotation, molecular function: metal ion binding; pre-mRNA 3'-splice site binding. The transcript has 10 exons.